Molecule: messenger RNA, 2355 nt
Organism: Solea solea (common sole)
Lineage: Eukaryota; Metazoa; Chordata; Actinopteri; Pleuronectiformes; Soleidae
Exons: 7
Coding region: 133-999 (288 amino acids)
Molecular function (GO): protein binding
Source: RefSeq, a predicted model, not a curated record
GCGACAUCACUUCCCAAUAUUAUUCCCUGCUUUUGAGGAAGUGACAGUUAGAGAUUUGGUUCAGUAUCAUUAUGUUUUCACAAAAGAAGAAAGCGGUUUUGUUCAUGGAUUCGUGGAAAUGACGCCGCCACGAUGUUGUUCAUGUUGCUGUGCGUUCAAGCAGUCGUCCAAGUAGUGUCUCAGGAGAUGCUAUCACCACCACUACACGUUCAUGUUGAUAAGUGGCUGCUGACAUGGACACCGACUGAAGAAACAAAUGUCACCUACACUGUGCAGUACCUUAGCUUCAGAAACGGUGCGUGGAGCGAUGUGCCUGCGUGUGUCCAGACACCUUUCAAUUCCUGUAACGUGGCUUUCACUAAAGCUGAGAGUGAGCAUGGCUGUGUCUUGCUGCGUGUGCGAGCAGAGAGACAUGAGCUGAGUUCAACACCAGUCAAGGCCUGUAGCAGACAUGGUGACUCCUGCAGCCCGAAUGUCUCUCUGACGGCACGAUCUGGCUCCCUGACUGUAUAUCUGAGCAGCGACCACAGCAUGGCUCAUGAACACGGAGACCAUGUCAAACAUAGGGUUUACUAUGGCAAGGAAGGAGAGUCCCUGCAGAAAUACAAGGAUGCUAUUUCUUCAGUGACCAUUUCUAACCUGGAAGAGGGACAGCGAUACUGUACGAAGGUGCAGUAUGUGUACUUUGGUAAACCUGUGGGACUGGAAAGUUGCACCCAGUGUGAGGUCAUCCCCAAGUCCAUGGUCAUUGCUGAUGAACACAAGCCAAAACAAACAGUGGUAAUAAUCAUAGUGUUGGUGGUUUUAUUCCUGGCCUGUCUGAUAUCUGUGAUUGCAUACGUCCUCAUCAUCCAUCCUGGGAGAAUCAAGCGGUGGCUGCGGCCUCCAUGCAAGAUCCCUGACCAUUUUUUCUUCAAGCCAUUUGCUGAGCAUCACGUUCUCAGGAGGAGCAGCACCAUUGAGGAGGAUCACUUUGAUGCCAUUUCAGUCGUUGAAUGAAAGCAGCUGCAUGGUAUGAGACUUGCAGUUGAUGAACCUGUUUGAGAAAAAGAGACUACAACCUGCUGAUCUGACUCCUCUACGUUUACAUCUCCUCCUCUUCUUCCUGAAGCCGCACUCUGCAGGGACGACUGAGUUAAGCUUGAUGACGAUGGAUGGCAGCAUAUUUGCACCUUUUUUCAUAGAUAUAUUUGUACAUUUCCUGAAUCAGAAACUGUCAAAUCCAAGCAGAGACAGCGGUCACUCACAGUCACCGUGGUCUCUUUUUACUUCACUUUCUUUCUUGGGAGUGAAGUAUUGUUUUUGGUGGCUCUGUGUGUGUGUGUGUGCGUGCGUGCAUGCAUGUCGCACUUGCCAACAUGACCACCAGAGGGCACCAGAGGCUUGUUGCAGGAAUGGGGUGAAGUCUGCCAUCUCUGAUUGUCUUGAUAUGAAUUUUCUACAAUUUUAACUUCAAAGCUGAUAAGAAAAAUCUGAAUCUACAGUAAAAAGCAUUUAAUUUCUAUAAUGUAUAACUUUUUUUUUUUUUUUCAAUUUUCUUUUUUACACCAGUCACAACAUACUGUAAAUUGUUGACCUGUAGCUUCUAACUCACAUAGUAUUAAGUAGUUAUGGUUUAGUGUAAAGAAGCAAACUCUUACAGUCCAACAUGAAACAUCAUUAGAGCAGAAUGAAACCUCUUUAAUAUAUCGACAGAAUUUGAUGACCCACAUGUUUUAAGACUAUCAGCCAAGGAGCUUGUGUUUUCAUUCCUAUUUUCUCUGAAAUCUUUGAAAAUAGUGGAGGUGGAUCAAUGGGUGGAUGCAGGGAAUUGUUUUUUUUUUUUACUCUUUGACAUGGUGAGAUACUGUAGCCCAAUAGCUUUGGUGGUGGUAUGAACUCUUUGAGCACCUUUCUAAUUGUAAUCUGUAAUCUGGGAAAAACACUAUAUGGGUGAAGAAAUUAUCUUUGUCUGACUCUCAUCCCGUCACAUACUCAUUAUGUGAUCAGUCAGUCAGUCAUCAUCUACCGCUUUCUCCUCCACCAGAGGGUCGCGGGGGGUGCUGUGCCAAUCUCAGCUACAUCGGGCGAUAGGCGGGGUACACCCUGGACAGUCCGCCAGUCCAUCGCAGGGCCACACACAGAUAGAGACAAACAACCAUUCACUCUCACACUCACUCCUAUGGUUAAUUUAAAGUGUCCAAUUUCCCUAAUCCCCACAUUGCAUGUUUUUGGACUGUGGGAGGAAGCCGGAGAACCCGGAGAGAACCCACGCACACACGUGGAGAACAUGCAAACUCCAAGCAGAAAGGCCCUUGUUCCAACCGGGGCUCGAACCCUGGUCUUCUCACUGCAAGGCGAGAGUGCUAACCACUA